Molecule: messenger RNA, 2994 nt
Organism: Phaedon cochleariae (mustard beetle)
Lineage: Eukaryota; Metazoa; Arthropoda; Insecta; Coleoptera; Chrysomelidae
Source: the annotation of a GenBank genome assembly
AUGGCGGAUGAAGACGGGUCGUCUUCUCACGCUGUGUCUAAGACUGGAUGCAAACAUUGUAAAAAGUCAGUUGUUCAUGCUGUAAAGUGCAAAAAGUGUAAUCUCAUCUUCCAUCCUCGGUGCUUGAUUCAAGCAGCUCAAGCAAAAAGUGCCGUAUGCAGACACGAAGUGCAAAACGAUGCAUCCAAGGAUUCAUCAGACAGUGAAUGUGAAACUGAUGAAGACAAUGAAAAUCGUGACAAGUUAUUAGAAAGGUACAUAGCUGAAAACAAGCUUCUACGUGAAUUAGUGAAGGAGUUAGAAUCCAAAUGCGAUAUUCUGAACGAAAAUUGCAGUUUGUUGAAAGAAAAAAUAACAUUUGUCACUGAAAAACAGGUCAGCUCCACAAAAAACCUAGGCAGCUGCAAAAACCCGAAUACUAAUCAAGGUCAAACACCUUCAAUAAAUCAAUCAAUACCAGUCAAUAACAGUGCCCCUGAAGUGGCAGCAACCAAGCGUACCUUCAGCACGGUUGCCAAAUUCGCGCACCCGGAAUCAAAACUGCAACAAAAUGUUAAUAGUAUUAUUAAUAAGAACAAGAACCAUCAAACAAUUUUCACCACUGAGGAUGUGUGUGCUGCCGUUUCAAAUGCACAAUCAGCUAACAAAUUGAAUGAGCUUCAAAACCUUGGAAAUGAGGAUGAAGAACAUUGGGAGAAAGUUGAACCUAGAAGAUCAAGGAAUAAUAAUAGACGUUUCGUUGUUGGUCGGAAUGAUGAAAACACUGGCAUCAGUACGGUCGCAAAACUUGUAUCUCUUCAUGUCACAAGGCUCCACCCCACAACAAAGCCUGAUGACUUGAAGAAAAUCUUAAUCAACAAUUUUCCGGAAGGGUCCUGUAAAAGUCACAUGUCCAAACAUCCUGAACUGUAUGCAUCCAUGAAGAUAACGUACAAAUGCUGUAAAAGUAAACCAUUCAUCCAUUAUGUGUGCAUCCAAUGCCACAGUAUUUUCCAUAAGAGCUGUCUACUUGCAAAUAAGAAAAAAAUCACCAUGGUGGAAGGAAACCAGAUUAUUUGUUGUAAAAGGGAACCCAAUGACCAAGAUGAGCAAACUAGUAUUCUAGAAAAGACGAUAAAUGAUCUAUCGGAAGACAGUGAAAUGAAAAAUAAUUACAUCGAAAAAUUGAAAAAAGAAAAAAAUAUUUACAUACAACAAGCAAUAGACAUGGAACUUGAAAUCAAUACUUUAUUAGCUGAUCAUAAAAAAACUAUUGAAGAACUGGAAGAUAAAAUCAAGGACCUUGAAAAAAUAGCCCACGAAAGUGUGAAACCGACAAAAUCAAUUUGUACACAAACAAGACUAGUAAUGAGCCACAAAGCCACAACAACUGACCUACAAACUAGAGAACAGGCCAGCGGUGACAAUGAACCCAUGGAAAAAGGAAUGGAAACCGACAGGGGAGUGGGAAAAUGUCCGAAAUUGAACUCCCAGCAUAGAAUCGAAUCUUCUAGUGGUGCUAUUUCCAAAUCUUCCACGAGUAAUGAAUCGACAAAUCACAACAGGAAAAUACUCCUAGCAUCUAAUUAUCAUGGAAGAUGCCUAGCAUCAUACCUUAGUCAUCAAAAUGAAAAUAAAUACCUUUCAAUACAAUCCAUUAUGAAACCCAAAGCGCAUGAGGACGAAGUACUAAAUACGGCUAUGACUAAUACUAAAGCAUUCACAAAAAAUGACUUACUAUUUAUUUGGCUGCAUAGACACGAAAUGAACACCGAGAAACUUGAACAGUUUGCCAUCAAUAUGGCGCAUACAAACACCAUCUUCAUAACUGAGCCAUACAACUACAAUACUUGGAGAGGAAACCAAUACACAUAUGAGAACAACCUAUUUUUAUCGAAAACACUCCACAAAUACCAAAAUUCAGUGAAAGUUUUUGAAUGCAACAAUUAUUUGAACGGUACACAUUUUUUCCAACGUAGCAACAAACUAAAAAACAGAGGAAUAUAUAUUCUCGGCAAAGCACUAACGGGUUACAUAAGCGACCCUAGUACUAAAUUGAAGAAAUUGAAUGGAAAGUACACAGUGAACAAUAUUUCCAAUGAUAAAAAGGAAACAACAUCGAAUAAUGCCCCACUACACAGUACUUACAUGUACCCUCGCCUCUCCCAAGUUGCACCAUCAUCUGACGAACAUGAAACGUAUCCCCUAAAUGAAGGAAAAAAGGAAACAGCAUCGGAGAAUGCCCCACUACACAGCACUCAUAAUAUGUACCCUCGCCUCUCCCAAGUUGCACCAUCAUCCGAUGAACAAAAAAUAUUGGAUGAAUCCGAGUUGCCAAGUAUUCAGAAUUUCUAUAACAAAUUGAACGAUACAAAUAUUUCGGACGACGAUUACGCGCACGCGCGAAAAGUUUGGGAAUCUUUCGAGCUGAAAUCGCUGGGAGAAUAUAGCGACCUAUAUAUGCGGACCGAUAUUCUUCUUCUUGCUGACGUCAUGGAAAAUUUCCGUGCGUCAUCCCUCAAGACCUAUGGCCUCGAUCCUGCUUGGUAUUACACCAUGCCUGGCUAUACUUGGGACUGCAUGCUCAAGUAUACUGGGUGUAAGCUGCAAAUCAUCAAAGACAUCGACAUGGUGAUGUUUGUGGAGCAGGCGAUAAGAGGAGGAGUAUCGGUUUGUUGCAAUAGAUACGGCAGAGAGGACGAAGAAGUCAUGGGCCUCAAAUUCUGCAACGAAGCCAUCAUGUGUCUAGUUCAGCUCUAUCCACCUCAUCCUGGUAUCCCUCAGGAUGUCACACCUUUGCAGAGCGGUGAGUUGCAACUGAUCAAUGGAAUAGCAUCUUUUUACGAGGCGAUACAUAUAAUUGAACUUGAAAAACACUUCAGAUCCGUUGAUUUGAUCGGAACACUCCUAUCAGAUUCCAUAUUUCUUCAUGCAUCAGUGCUGCAAUCCACACCUACGCAGGAUCAUCAGGUGCACAAGUCGAGCACGAAUACUAGUAUAGGUAACAAUGCGUAA